Molecule: messenger RNA, 4804 nt
Organism: Asterias rubens (European starfish)
Lineage: Eukaryota; Metazoa; Echinodermata; Asteroidea; Forcipulatida; Asteriidae
Product: krev interaction trapped protein 1-like
Exons: 16
Coding region: 356-2185 (609 amino acids)
Biological process (GO): cell redox homeostasis; regulation of establishment of cell polarity; negative regulation of angiogenesis
Cellular component (GO): plasma membrane; cytoskeleton
Molecular function (GO): protein binding
Source: RefSeq, a predicted model, not a curated record
CACAAUCGUACCGUGGCCUAAAUAAAUUGAUCAUUUCUUUACUGGGUGGAGUCGCUGAGUUCUAUCAUUUGUGUUCUUUUUAGACAACUGCAAACCAUUUGAAUAUGUAAAACUGAUGUUUUGUGAGAAAGCUUACAAUUCAUCGAGAGACAAGAGUCAAGUUAGCCAAGAUGGCAACCCUUUUCUUACACAGGAUAACAUAGCGAUUCAUCAGAAAUGAGAUAUUCAUAGAAUACUGGUGUCUUGUAUAAUUCCAUUAUGGGUGAUAAUGUAUAGCCGACAUUGGUGGCAGGCAUCACAAACACCAAAAUAACUAAUUUGAUGAACUCUUUGGUGAACCACAAACGAACAGUGAAUGUUUCUCUUGAAAUAUUCAUCGUCCCCCGAGCCGUCCAGCAUGCAUCACCAUUCCGGGCCGAGAUAUCGGCGGUCGGCCGAAGAGAGGAUCCGACGGAAUGUAACAAACCCGGCGUACGUGACAGAGAUCAACCAGUUUGAGUACAGAGCGUCUCCUACUGAAGCAUUGACCAAAAUGAAGAUGUUGGAACAUUGCAAUACAGCCAUUAUCAAUCCAGUAUUCCUUCCACAAACGGAUUUACCGGUUGAAGACCCGAAACUCAAUGACUUCAUCAGCGCUGACAAAGUUGUGAUCAAUCCAUUUUUUGGCAUGGGGGUGCCCGAUUACAGCAAGAUGAGGGCGCCACAAACUGGAGGCCAGCGGACAGUCAUUCACGUCCCCCCUGACAAUUGGGUCGACCAGUUUCCACUUCACAGUGCUGCCUACGAGGGCGACGCAGACACGAUAAGACAACUUGUUGUCAUUGGUUACCAUGCAGAUCAGCCGGAUAUGCACUCGUGGGUACCGCUUCACUAUGCCUGCUGGAAUGGGCAUGCUGAUGCUGUGAGGGCGCUGUUACAAAAUGGAAGGUGCUCACCCAAUGCAGAGAAUGAGAACGGCUCGACUCCGUACCAUUUUGCCGCAUUCCGUGGACAUGCAGCUUGUGUACAACUCCUAGUCACCCACCCUGAUAUAGAUAAGACGGUUGUGGAUAAGGAGGAGAGGACGCCAUUACAGCUCUGUAAAGAAUCUCGGCAGAAUGAUUGGGAGAUGUGUGUGGAACUCAUUACAGAAGCCGUGCAGAAAGAACCAAUAAGAAUAGCUGUCCACCUAAUGGAUCUGGAUGGGUCUCAUGUCAUGUUGGACUUAACGGCAGGCAGCAAUACAACGGUUUCACAGCUUUUAAAGCAAUUAGAUUUACCCAGAGGCUGUCAGCACGCUUUUGCAAUAUGGAUCGCAUCUCAAAGCUUACAUUUGCAAAUGAGACCAGAGCAUAAACCAGUAUUACAUGUAAAGCAAUGGAGCAUGAUUAUACGGCAACUAACCAACUACAAUCCAGAAACAGAGCAGCCAUUACUGUAUCUAAGGAGGGACGCACUACUCUCCGUAGAAGAUGAGAGGGCGAUAAAAGACCCGCAGGCAGUGAAGAUGUUUUUUGACGAGUGUUUAUUAAAUGUACUAAAGGGAAUGUACCCUUGCAGCGAUGCAGACGCCAUCACGUUAGCAGGAAUAUAUAUGCAGAUUGUCUACGGUGAUCAUGACGCUAGAAAACACAAACCAACUUUUCUCAGUAAUGUGAACCUACGACAUUUCAUCCCAGCCAUGAAGCUGGACACAGUUAGCCAAGGAGGGCGCUCCGUUAAUUGGCCACAGAAGAUACUAGCCGAGCAUCGGAACAUCACACAAAAGGGAGUCAAAGAUGUCACGAAGCUACACCUGUUAUACCUAGAGCACUGUCGAGCGUUCAAUGUUUACGGUUCGGCGUAUUUCUUUGGUUCGGCUCAGCUUGGUCCUUCACCUGGUCGCCAGUCAUCAGGAUCCAAUAGGUCGCUAGCGGUAUUUGUAGGCGUCAACUCAAGGGGAAUUCAUCUCAUCAAUGCAAUCAGCAAGUCUGUGUUGCCGACAGUUGGUUACAGACAGGGUCUAACGUGGGAAUGUUCAGCCGACAUGCAGACUCUAACACUCCUCAUGCAAGACCAAGGAGGAACAAUCCGUAAAAUGCCCAUCAAGUCUAAACAAGCUGCAAUUAUAGGCAAUUUGGCCAAUAAGAUCUCAGGGAGACAACCAACAACUAGCCAACCAUCAACUUCCAAUGGCAGGACCGGAGGCUCUCCACCCCGCCAAUAGAGGGCACCCUUUCCUUUUAGAUCAAUCUUCAUGGGAAACCAAAACUCUUGUGUGUGCGUGUGUGUGAGCGUGUCUACCCGUGGACACCGAGGGCUUGGAGUGGUGCAACAGAGCGAGGGCGCCCUUGCUUUGAGUUUGCAUCAAACCCAAUCAGAAAAGCAAAGAGAAGUCCUCAACUCAGCGGGUCAAAGAACAUGCGUGUGUGUGUGUAUAUAUAUAUAUAAAAAACAAUGAAGGCCACCACUUUGUGGCAUUUGAGUGCCAUUUGGACUCGAGCGGAAGAGUUAUACUCAGAAAUUCAAGAAGAUUCUUGAGCUGUUGGAGGAGAUUAUUUGUGCAGAACAGGAAGACUUCAGGCUGCCUUGCCAUUAUUCCUUGUUAUUUGCUCAGAUUUUAUAUGGUUUUAUUUCCUUGCAAAUUCGGAAGCAUUUUGGUAACAUUUACCAAAACAUUGCAGGAAUUGUUUUCAUAUUUUAUCUGAAAACGACAAUUUUGUUUUUUUCUUUUUAAACUGUGGCAUUGUUAAAAGCGGCUGUACAAAAGCGGCUGUCAAGCCUUUCAUGGUUACUAUGUGGCAACAUCCCCAAUGUAGAUAACGCAUGUACAACACAGGGGCCGCUCUCUGUGAUGCAUUACGAAUGGCCAAAUGUAGUAGUCAAAAUGGUAUCAGCUUCUGUAAAUUGUGUUUUCGGAUUUCAAACUUUUGCAGUUGUCAUCAGUGCACGAAGGUAUGAAGCUUUUAAAACGCUAAGCCAUUUGCAAGUUAGAUUUCGAAUAAUGUCUGGUACAUUACCAGUUUAAUCUGAAAUCCUCAGACUAUAGAGAAGGGUGUUCUGUUGUUUGAUUUGGGACAAGCUUUUGCAUAGUUGCGUUAGAGACAGUGAACACCCAAACAGAUUGUUGAAUGAAUGUGUAUGGCACAGUUGCACUAGGGUUUGCGCAUCUGGAGGUUGCUAAACAAAGCUUGAACCAUUCGACAUAGCAACUGUCUCUAUUGACCACAUAACAUUUGUUUACACAAAAAUAACCUUAUAUAAUCCAGGGCCUUUCUAACAGGCGAGAUACUACACGAGUCAUAUGGGAAAUUUACAUUUUGUGUAAAAAAAUUCCACAUAAACUCAACAGACAUAAAAAUAAAUAGUUGUAGAUGGCUUAGGAUCCAACAGCAUUUUCUUUUUUAAGUUGACUGCUGAAGGCUAAAGGUUUUAAUGUGGCAAAAAGAUCAGCUUUAAGCCAAGUCCCCCCCCCCCCCCCCCCCCCCCUCUGUUAAAGGAAAUACACAGACGUAACUCCGAUAUUCAAAGCUGGUCUUGGACUGUGCUAUUUAUUGUUUGUAUGUGUUAUUGUUAUCCCUCAGACUACAAUGUUGUAGUCUCUAAGCAAUUUUGUUUAACUUAUUUAUAUUCACCAAGUAUACAUCAUAGGUUGAACUUGUGAUUCAAUGUUUAGAAGCUCAAAAUCAAGUAGUGUUUUGAAGUCAUUUGUGACAACUAACGCACAGAAUUCAAACCAAACCGGAUCUAAAGGGAAAGUACAGGAGGCAUUUUCUUUACAAUCUUUCAUGAAAUUUUGGAAAAAGAUACUGACUUUUGUCAGGGUGUACUUUUGGUAAUUACUCUUACAAGUUGUUGACCGUAAAGAGCAUUGGAGAGCUGUUGAUAUUAUAAAACACUAUUAGAAUCGACCCCCUUUGAGAUAAUGUAGUCUUAGAGAAAGAGGUAUAUUUCCAAUCACAAAUUUGAAUCUGAGAAAGGCUUCAAGCAUAAAGCAUUUCUCAGGAAUCUAACAGCACACAAUUCUAUGCAACAAGGACCUUCCUGCAAUUUCGAUGACCACAACCCAAAAUGUUCACAGGUUUGUUAUUUUAUGCAUAUGUUGAGAUACAUUUAGUGAGGAUGCUGGUCUUUGAAACUUACCAAAAGUAUACCCCUUUAAAAAUCAGCCUUUAAUUCAGCAUUUAUACAGUGUAAUUUUUGUGAAGACUACAUGUAUCAUCAAAUUUGACGCCAAAAUCAAACACUUUUUAGAAACAGUGAACUCGCAUUAAAAGGGAAGACAACCGAAGCAUCAGUCAUGAUGUGAUGUGAUGUAAUGGACACUAUUCAGAAAUUGAGAACUAUCAUCCUGUAGUAGGUCUUAUUUCAAAGUUCUUCUCAUCUAUUUGCUGAGAAAAUGAAAACCUUGUUUGGAGUUUUGUCACAUACUGUCUGGUUUUUACAUGCAGCAUCACAAAUAAUGUCAAAGAAUAAUACUGCAGUGCACUUUUUUUGGGGGGGGAAUACACUUGCUGUGUAUACGUAGUGGAGUUACCCGUGGUGUUUUCAAGGAGCAAAGCUGAUUGAACCACAGCGUAUACAAAACAAAACUGACAGACUGGAUAGCAUAAUUUAAAUGCAAGGGGUCUAGAUGCUUCUUUUUCAAGCUACAUGAAUUACCAUAAGAAAGCAAAGUUGUACUUUCCCUUUUUGCAAUAUCCUUUAAAUUUCUAUUACAUGUAUUUCUUUUAAGCAAGAAUUUUACUGAUGUACAUUUUUUGUUAACAAAAUUCUUGAAUCAGUAGGCUAUGUUUUAAUUUGAAAAAUCAUCAAGAUGUUCAGAAAUAAAAAAUAAGAGUACUUU